GCUAAAGCUCCCAUUCGUUUUCUAAAAACAAAAAACUUCUUCAGAGCAACGUUCAGAAAUUAUAUAUCUUCUUAACUGCAAAGAUAAUUAACUCACUCUUACUGGAGCUGCAGGGAAGUUUAUCUUUUGUUUUGGCGUCUCUUCUGUGCGGAGCAAGAUUGCGCGUAAAUCGCGGUGCGAGGAGCGCCCGGUGCUGUCGCAUCUGGGCGUCAGAGCGCGGGUGAUCGCCAUGGGCGUGCUGGGAGUUGUCAUGGUGCUGGUGCUGGUUAUUCUCAUCCCGGUCAUGGUCAGCGCGGCGGGACCCGAUUCGCGCUACGAGAUGCUCGGCGCGUGUCGGAUGAUGUGCGAUCCGUCUUCAGCACCGGCGGACAAUCCGCGCGAUAACCGCUUAGUUGAUUCCCCUCCGACUUUCACACGCGGUGCGAAAGGUGAGCCAGGGCGCUCAGGGAGGAUCGGCCCGAGGGGUCAGCCGGGUCCGCCCGGACCUGCAGGUCCACCGGGGGUCAUAGGACAGCCUGGACCACCCGGAUUACCCGGCGUCACCGGUGUCAUAAGCGCAGCGACGUACAGCACCGUCCCCAAAAUCGCCUUUUACGCGGGACUCAAGAAGCAACAUGAGGGCUACGAGGUGCUCAGGUUUGAUGACGUGGUCACCAACCUGGGCAACCACUAUGACCCCUCGAACGGUAAAUUCACCUGCUCCAUCCCGGGGAUUUACUUUUUCGUGUAUCAUGUGUUAAUGAGAGGAGGUGAUGGGACCAGCAUGUGGGCUGACCUGUGUAAGAAUAACCAGGUGCGCGCAAGUGCAAUAGCACAGGAUGCGGAUCAGAACUAUGACUACGCCAGCAACAGUGUGAUUUUACACCUGGAACCUGGCGAUGAGAUCUACAUUAAACUAGACGGGGGUAAAGCGCACGGGGGAAACAACAACAAAUACAGCACAUUUUCAGGCUUCAUGGUCUACGCCGAUUAACGCCUGUGCUAUAGACUGCGCUUUUCAGAUGUACCUACACAGUAAUCGAUGUGAGGUCACAAAACAUUUAACCCUCAAGCCUGUGACAUCACAUCCACGUCUGAGUGAAGGAUAAAGACAACAGA
Myxocyprinus asiaticus (Chinese sucker) is the source of this 1098-nucleotide messenger RNA. RefSeq names its product complement C1q-like protein 3. The record is from RefSeq and is a predicted model, not a curated record. Gene Ontology annotation, molecular function: protein binding. The coding region runs from base 230 to 973 and encodes 247 amino acids. Lineage: Eukaryota; Metazoa; Chordata; Actinopteri; Cypriniformes; Catostomidae. The transcript has 2 exons.